Gloeophyllum trabeum ATCC 11539 is the source of this 708-nucleotide messenger RNA. RefSeq names its product thioredoxin-like protein. The coding region runs from base 1 to 708 and encodes 235 amino acids. Gene Ontology annotation, molecular function: oxidoreductase activity. Lineage: Eukaryota; Fungi; Basidiomycota; Agaricomycetes; Gloeophyllales; Gloeophyllaceae. The transcript is spliced from 5 exons. The record is from RefSeq and is a predicted model, not a curated record.
AUGUCUCCCAAGCUCAUAAAGCUGGUGGUCAUCUCGGAUAUCAUAUGCCCAUGGUGCUACAUCGGUCAGAAGGAGCUCCUUGCUGCCGUUGAGGAGAUGUCGUCUGUUCCUGACGUCUGCCCCGUCGAAUUCGACAUCGAGUUCCGGCCGUUCCGCCUGUUAACCUCCCUAAAGGACGGGGAACCACCGGUAGACAAGAUGACGUGGUACACGCAGCGGUUCGGUAAAGAGAAACUGGAGAAUAUCGAGAAGAUGGUCGGGGCCCGGGCGGAGAAGGUCGGAGUGAAAAUCUCCUGGGGCGGCUUGCUAUCGCAAUCGACAGCCGCCCACCGCUUGAUGCUGAAGGCGUGGAAGAAAGGAGGGCAGAGGCUCCAACAGCCCCUUCUGACGCUGCUAUUCAAGGCGUUCCUCGAAGACGAGAAGGACAUUGGAGAUAAAGAGGUGUUAGCGGAGUGUGCCGAGGAGGCGGAUGUGAUGAGCAAGGAUGAGGCUAUCAAGUUUCUGCAGUCGGAUGAAUGUCGUGCGGAGGUGAAUGCUAUGAUCGCGGACUCAAGAGCGAAAGGUAUUACUGGUGUGCCUUUCACUAUCAUCGACGGGAAGUGGGCUGUGAGCGGAGGUCAGACCUCGGAUGUGUAUGUUCAGAUUUUCAAGAAGCUGGCGUCGAUGGAGAUACCAACCCCUACGGGCACGCCAGGCCCCUCAAAGUAA